AUGACAUAUAAACUCUGUAUUCGUCAACAUGUAUUUUAUUUAGGAAAAUCUUUUGAUGAAAAAGAUUUACAAGGUUUAUGUGGUGUUAAUAAUGGAACAAAAAAGAAAGAUCUGGAUAAAACAGGUUAUAAAGGAAUUGGAUUUAAAGCGGUUUUUGGAAAAUCAGAUUAUGUUAUUAUUUAUUCAAAUGGAGAAUAUUUUCGAUUUGAUUCUUCUUAUCAAAUAAAAUGGAAUAAACAAUGGGGAACUAAUGAUAAACAAACAUGGGAAAAAGAUAAUGAUCGACAGUUUAUUUAA
This is a messenger RNA of Rotaria sp. Silwood2, 297 nucleotides long. NCBI's taxonomy places the organism in Eukaryota, Metazoa, Rotifera, Eurotatoria, Philodinida, Philodinidae. The record is from the annotation of a GenBank genome assembly.